This is a messenger RNA of Cynoglossus semilaevis (tongue sole), 2006 nucleotides long. RefSeq names its product CTD nuclear envelope phosphatase 1A. Gene Ontology annotation, molecular function: phosphatase activity. The transcript has 8 exons. NCBI's taxonomy places the organism in Eukaryota, Metazoa, Chordata, Actinopteri, Pleuronectiformes, Cynoglossidae. Bases 224 to 988 code for a protein of 254 amino acids. The record is from RefSeq and is a predicted model, not a curated record.
GAGAAUGUACUGAAUUUAACAUUAAUUGUGCCACAAGUGUGCAGAGCGAGGUACUCACACGUUUGCUUGGCCCAUUUGUUUAUCAAGUUUCCUCACUGUGGCCAAAGAGUGACUUUUCCGAACUGAUAGCGGGCAGGUUUCCCCUGCAGUUUUCCCUCUCAUAAAACUUCGGAUUAAAGUGGCGUUCCUGUGAGUUCUGUGUGCUCCAAUAAUCCUCAUCAUCAUGCUGAAGACCCGCCAAUGUUUACUUGGCGUCCGCACUUUUCUCGGCGUGACGUCUAGACUAUGGGGCUUCAUCAUGUACAUCCUCAGGAAGCACCUAAGAACGAUAAUCCAGUAUCAGACGGUGCGAUACGACACUUUGCCUCUGUCGCCGAUCUCCAGAAACAGACUCAAUGCGGUUAAGAGGAAGAUCCUGGUACUGGACUUGGAUGAGACGCUAAUCCACUCUCACCACGAUGGCGUCCUCAGACCCACAGUGCGACCGGGAACACCGCCAGACUUCAUUCUUAGAGUUGUCAUUGAUAGGCACCCAGUAAGAUUUUUUGUACAUAAAAGGCCACACGUCGACUUCUUUUUAGAAGUGGUGAGCCAGUGGUAUGAACUGGUGGUUUUCACAGCCAGUAUGGAAAUUUAUGGCUCAGCAGUGGCAGACAAGCUGGACAACAACAGGAACAUUCUGAAACGUAGAUAUUACAGACAGCAUUGUACUUUCUCUGUCUCUUUUCAGCAUUGUACAUUGGAUUUAGGUAGUUAUAUUAAAGACCUUUCUGUAGUACAUGAUGACCUGUCCAGUAUUGUUAUCCUGGACAACUCGCCUGGUGCUUAUCGUAACCAUCCAGACAAUGCAAUACCAAUCAAGUCCUGGUUCAGUGACCCUAGUGACACAGCACUUCUUAACUUGCUGCCUAUGCUGGACGCACUAAGGUUCACUGCCGAUGUACGCUCCGUCCUCAGUCGAAACCUUCACCAGCAUCGGCUCUGGUGAUUGGCUGAAUGAAGAGAUGUGGGACUUGUUGACCAGCCUCUUCCUACCUGCCGGCUUCUUCCUUGCCCAGCAUCCCCCCAGCUUCCUACAGACGACCCACCUGCCCUCUUUCUCACACGUGUCCUAAAGAGAAGAGCGUUGGGGGGGCCGGCUGCAGAGCAUGGGAUGUACGAACAGUAUGGGAUUUACCAGAGCCCCAAAACUCCUGGGUAGGGAGGGUGGGAGGGAGAGCCCGCUUUUUUCUUUUUUCUCUUUAAAUCUUUAUUUGUAUUUUUUUUUUCCAAAACAAACGGAGCCUUUUCUGCCUUACAGCUCCUGAUACUGACUGUGUGUUUGGAGGUGAGCUUGUGUAUGUGAGAAAACUGUCUGAGUUGAUUAGUCUUUAGAAUCUUUUUGGAAACUGGGAGAAAGAGAGAUCAGCACAGCAACAAAGACUGAUCCAGUCCUUAUCAAUACUUUUUCCUCUCCGGGCCACUACCGGACAUUGCACUUCAGCAAACAACUCAUCAAACAGGGAGAAAAUGGGAAGGGCAUCCUAUCCCAACAGUGAUUCACUAAUGUCAGAAGAUACUGUUUUGUCUGUUUUUUUUUGCCCCGUAAUGAAUCAUCUCACAUGAAGUAAUUGAACAUUUUCUUGAAAUAUACCACCCUUUGACAUUUUCCUGGACAAAUAGCCUGGGCAGUCUUUUUUAUUAGUAUUAUUAUUAUUUCUGUCUCUCCUCAGCUAUCACUCUUUUCCACAGAGCUCCCAGUGGGACUCAGUGAUAAAGGACUUGACUGAAAAUGUUGGGGAAAGAAAAAGAAUGACUUGUGACCAUAUUUGGACUGUUGUGCCGCCUUUCCAUAUCUGAUUGUUUUUCUGUUCUCCAUAGUACCCCACUCAUGAUGGGUUUGACUAUUAGACUUCUGUCUUUGAAUGCCUUCUGAACAAUAGCAGUCAUGUUAGGGCUGACUGGGUUCUCAUUGGCUCUGUCUCCAGGUCUGUGUUACUAAUUAAACACUUGUCAGUAUCGGCCAA